Jaculus jaculus (lesser Egyptian jerboa) is the source of this 3090-nucleotide messenger RNA. It is a transcript of the gene Kctd16, whose product is annotated as potassium channel tetramerization domain containing 16. The transcript is spliced from 4 exons. NCBI's taxonomy places the organism in Eukaryota, Metazoa, Chordata, Mammalia, Rodentia, Dipodidae. The record is from RefSeq and is a predicted model, not a curated record. Gene Ontology annotation, cellular component: postsynaptic membrane; presynaptic membrane. Bases 548 to 1831 code for a protein of 427 amino acids. Gene Ontology annotation, molecular function: protein binding. Gene Ontology annotation, biological process: protein homooligomerization; regulation of G protein-coupled receptor signaling pathway.
GAGUGAAAUGUCUCUUAGCAGGCGUGUCUUCCACUCCAGUCCUCUUGGGAUGACUUGGGAGGGGCAGGCACAUCCAAGGAGCUGCUCAGUAAGGGAACAGCCCGGGAAAGGUUGCAGGUAGCAGCUCCUCACAGGUUUGACAAGAUCCAGACUCAGUGCGGCUGUGGAUUCCGGCUGCUCUACAAAUGAUUAUUUCUUCCUAAGAACUGACUCUCCAGCACUUGCUAAGAUCUCUGAGUAGCAGAGGACUUGGCCUUGCCUAAGGGGCCUGAUGGACGGUGGGAAGUAGACAAUCUAAUAGUGCUCUGUGAAGUGGAGCUCCCCACCAACCAGAGGCGGACUUCUCAUCUGGCAGCACUUCACCUGUGAACUCUCUUAAAUUUCCUUUAUUGUGAAAUUAAAAAAUAAAACAAAACUGGGGUAAAAGGAAAUCAUUCAUCGAAACAACUUAGCACCCUUUUCUCACACAAGUUGAUGCAAAGGAUACAUAAGCCUGACUCCCCUGGGUUGUGCCAUUAACUCCAAGUAACAGCGGAGGAGAGGGACAAUGGCUCUGAGUGGGAACUGUAGUCGUUAUUACCCUCGAGAACCAGGGGCUGCAGUUCCCAACUCCUUCCCUGAAGUCAUCGAGCUGAAUGUUGGGGGUCAAGUUUAUUUCACUCGUCACUCCACUUUAAUCAGUAUCCCUCAUUCCCUCCUGUGGAAAAUGUUUUCCCCCAAGAGAGACAUGGCUAACGAUCUGGCUAAGGACUCCAAGGGAAGGUUUUUCAUUGACAGAGAUGGAUUUUUGUUCCGUUAUAUUCUGGACUAUCUCAGGGACAGGCAGGUAGUCCUGCCUGAUCACUUUCCAGAAAGGGGAAGGCUGAAAAGGGAGGCUGAGUACUUCCAGCUCCUAGACCUAGUCAAACUCCUGACCCCGGAUGAAAUCAAGCAAAGUCCGGAUGAAUUCUGCCACAGUGACUUUGAAGAUGCGUCUCAAGGAAGUGACACGAGAAUCUGUCCCCCUUCCUCACUGCUCCCUGCUGACCGCAAGUGGGGUUUCAUCACUGUGGGUUACAGGGGCUCCUGUACCUUGGGUAGAGAGGGACAAGCAGAUGCUAAGUUUCGAAGAGUUCCCCGGAUUUUGGUUUGUGGAAGGAUUUCCUUGGCAAAGGAAGUUUUUGGAGAAACUUUGAAUGAAAGCAGAGACCCUGACCGAGCCCCAGAAAGAUACACCUCGAGAUUUUAUCUGAAAUUCAAGCACCUGGAAAGGGCUUUUGAUAUGUUGUCAGAGUGUGGAUUCCACAUGGUGGCUUGUAAUUCAUCGGUGACAGCAUCUUUCGUCAACCAAUAUACAGAUGACAAGGUCUGGUCAAGCUACACAGAAUAUGUCUUUUACCGUGAGCCUUCCAGAUGGUCAUCCUCUCAUUGUGACUGCUGCUGUAAGAAUGGCAAGGGUGACAAAGGGGAGAGUGGCACAUCUUGCAAUGACCUCUCCACCUCUAGCUGCGACAGCCAGUCGGAGGCCAGCUCUCCCCAGGAGACGGUGAUAUGUGGGCCUGUAACACGCCAGACCAACAUCCAGACUCUGGACCGUCCCAUCAAGAAGGGCCCGGUGCAGCUGAUCCAACAGUCAGAGAUGCGACGAAAAAGCGACCUGCUUCGGACUCUGACUUCCGGCUCCAGGGAGUCGAACAUGAGCGGCAAAAAAAGGGCUGCCAAGGAGAAGCUCUCUGUUGAGGAAGAGCUGGAGAAAUGCAUCCAGGAUUUCCUUAAGAUCAAAAUUCCAGAUCGCUUCCCUGAGAGAAAACACCCUUGGCAAUCUGAACUUUUGCGGAAAUAUCAUCUAUAGGGGAGGACUAGGGUGGGAGAGGAAAAAAAAAAAGUCACCAUAUUGAAAUAAACCUGAAAGAAAUUCAUAUUUUAAGGGGGUAAAAUGACUAAUGAACUUCAUUCAUUGGAACACAAUAGUCCAUUGAGACACUACUGCCUACUUUACCUAGCUCACCUUAACGUGUCAGUCCACAGGGUAGAUUUCUUUCCGGAUGUGGAAAUGGAAAAUCGUUGUUGUUUUGUUAACUUGGUCCCAUGUGUUGCAUAACUUAUACAAUGAAAACCCGCUCCACCAGUGGUAGCUGACUGGCUUUGGGAAUCAUGUAUCCUAACCUGGGUCCCCCACCACGCUUAUUUUCUACCUCCCUCCUUUGAACAACAACAGGCAGUAGAAGAGAUCUGACCCUGUUAGCACGUUUGGGUAUUUUAAUUUUUUUCUUUUGUGUUUUUGGGGUGAAGUGGAGGGGGAAAUGGUAGAUUUAUAUAACUUUUCACUUAAAUCUACAUGUACCAGUUUAUAUUGACUGUAUGCAUGAACAUUUGUGUGCCACAAGCGCAAGACUGUACAUAUGCACUAAGCACAUGACCCAGGGCCUGGGCAGCCUGAGACCUAGCCACUGCUGCCAGCAGCCCCUCCACAUCCACUCAAGACAGGCUCGCCCCUGCCUCUUUCUUAAAACCCUUCUGGGCAGAUUUCCCUGCCUCUCCUGGCCACACAUUCCUUCAUUAUCAAUAAUUUGUCUUCCUUAUUUUGAAAUUAAUGGCCUCAGGCUUCGUUUUAAUACUGUACUGUCUCUGUGUUAGAUGCCAUAGUCAAACCUUCCUUGUAUUUUACAUUCAUAUACUCAAGCACAGCCACUGAUGGCCCAUGCUCACCCUUUUCCAUUCUGAGUUGAAGUAUCUCUCUUCUGUGUUUCAGUUUUAGCUUUCCUGUAUUUUAAUGGCAAGACCUUUCUACACAACACACGGUUUUUGCAUUUUUGUGAGUUGUGGAGCUAAGAAUAGCACACAGUGGUUGAAAACUAAUGUGUCCUUUUGAUUGUCUUAGAAGAUUUGUAUACCACAUACAUACUAAUCAGUUCUCAGAAUAAUUUUAAAUAUCACUACAUUGUUAUUUGAUUGUAGCUAAGUUUGGUUGCCUUUGGGGUUCUGGGUUUUGGCUGUGUCCACACUAGGAUUUAGUUGUAUACAUUUUUAUAAUGCCUGUAAUGACCCAAAUAGAUGGCUGGAGCUCAGAGGUUAAGGUUUUGUUUUUUCUAAACCUUUUUUUUUUUUUUU